This is a messenger RNA of Balaenoptera musculus (blue whale), 1011 nucleotides long. It is a transcript of the gene DUXB, whose product is annotated as double homeobox B. The record is from RefSeq and is a predicted model, not a curated record. Gene Ontology annotation, molecular function: DNA binding. NCBI's taxonomy places the organism in Eukaryota, Metazoa, Chordata, Mammalia, Artiodactyla, Balaenopteridae.
UUCUCUUCAUCAGACAUACUAUUACAAAAAGAAACCUGGCAAGGCAAGAUUAUUUACAACCAGAGUCAAAAGAAUAUCCUCCAAGCAUGGUUUGAACAUGACCCUUACCCUGAAAAAGCAAGCAGGAAACAACUGGCCAAGGAAAUUGGCAUUCCAGAAUCUAAAAUUCAGAUUUGGUUUAAAAACCACAGAGCAGGGACUUCCCUGGGGGAUUCAGAGGGAGUAAGAGGAGCCACACGAGACCACACAUCCGUUCCAAGAUCUCAAUCAAACAUUCUAGUUCAAGCCUUCAAGAGGAACCAACUCUUUGAUAUUGCAAACAGGAAAACACGCCAAACAGGCAUUCCAGAAUUGAGAAUUCAAUUUGAGAACAGAGCCAGAAUCGCUUGUCUUAUGAUGUCCACGUCUCCGGUUUUUCUCACGGAGAUGUGGUUUCAGGACCCAAGAUCUCUGUACCCUGGGCAGAGUAGAAGUGAGACUGUGAAUUCCUUGGUAGAUGGCCCAAAUGGGAGACCUGGUCUGACAGCUCAGCAGCACGAAAUUGACCUGUGCACUCUCCCAGGCAGAUCUCAUCAUUUUCCUUCCUCCAGUUCUUUCAGCAGGAACCAACCACUUCUACCUGUUCUUCUCCCAUCCCGCGUAUCCCCUGUCCCUUGUGUGAUCCAAGGACAAAGUGUCAUGAUGCAGCCCAUGCAGGCUGUGCAGAGAGGAGACAACUCUCCCUCUACUCUAACACUUGGGAAUUAUGUGCCAGUACUGCUGACUAUGGGAGGAGACCCAGAUACUCAGUAUCCUUUCUGGCCCCAAUACCAAGAAGAACGCCAGGAUCACCAAGAACAGACUGACAUGGGAGUACUGCAGUUGGAAGACUAUUCUCAGCCUCAAGCUGAGCACAAAAAACAACCACCACAGGAUCUGAGCCAGGUGGACAUAUCUUACUUUCUGCAGUGGUGGGAUGAGUGCUGCCAGGCUCUGACUGCAGAGUGGGAUCCUCAAAAAGGGACCCACUGA